Molecule: messenger RNA, 672 nt
Organism: Trichoderma reesei QM6a
Lineage: Eukaryota; Fungi; Ascomycota; Sordariomycetes; Hypocreales; Hypocreaceae
Exons: 2
Coding region: 1-672 (223 amino acids)
Source: RefSeq, a predicted model, not a curated record
AUGCCACUUGUCCUAGAUCCCAGAACCAGCUCACCACCACAAUACACAACUCUAUUCCAAAUAACAACGCAACAGACGACGCUUGCAACUCAAACGACAGUUCCUACAGAUACUGUGUAUACGCCGCUUCCGACAACGACAGAUGAGCCACCGAGCCAGACGAACACCAGCGGUCUCAGCACCCAAGCCAAGAUUGGCCUGGAAUCCGGCAUCGCCCUGGGGGUGCUGGCUGUGGUGGUUGCCAUAGGACUCUGCGCAUAUGGCUUCAGUUGCCGCAAGUCGGAGAAGGACUCUGAUACGAUUCGAAGUUACUCGCCGGAGCCGGGGACGCCGCAAGCUUCCAUGCUGGACUUGCCCUCUCAACACAUUACAAAUCUCCCUCAGAAAGCCCCUCUCGUGUUUGGGCAUCGAAUAAACCGCGAUCAAAGCUCAAACCCCUUGAUAUACACCGCCGAGCUGGACGAGGGCGAUACUUGGGAUAGAUACCCUAGAGUGUCCGAGUUGCAGUCGGGGCCAUACGUGAAGCUGCCCGCAAAUGCAAGGCGAGCCGAACUGGAAAGUAACCACACUAGGAAUCCAGCGGUCAUGCACAAGAUUCCUCGGAAAGAGGUUCAAAGUCAUACGCACAGAGAGCCUUUACUACAGUCAGAAGUGUCAGUGUGGCCGGCUUGA